Leopardus geoffroyi (Geoffroy's cat) is the source of this 2591-nucleotide messenger RNA. It is a transcript of the gene PRCD, whose product is annotated as photoreceptor disc component. The coding region runs from base 1254 to 1418 and encodes 54 amino acids. Gene Ontology annotation, molecular function: opsin binding. The transcript has 7 exons. The record is from RefSeq and is a predicted model, not a curated record. Gene Ontology annotation, cellular component: photoreceptor outer segment membrane. Lineage: Eukaryota; Metazoa; Chordata; Mammalia; Carnivora; Felidae.
CGCUGCGGGCGGUGUCGGGCCGUGUGCGUGUGUGCACCCUUCACGCGGCGGGGAACUGACUCAAAGUCAAACACUCCCAGGCAUUUGCGGCGUGGCCGCCAGCCCUCCCGCCCGAGGGGGCGGACGCAGCCCCUCCGGCGGCGCCGGGAUCCCAGCUGAGCCCACGCUCACUCCCGGCCUCCCCCGAGCCAGCCGCUGGGGGCGUCGGCGCCACCCCCGGAGCUGCGGACCCCCGGGCCUGGAGGGUUUAGGACUGGGGUCGCCUCCCUGCUCCAAUCCCUUAUUGGAAUCCACCGCCGCGGGGAUGGGGGCCGGCUGUCCAACUUCAGCGCCAGAGGCCUGCGGCCCCCUUUCCUUCCGGCCAGCACCCCCUCCCCCUCGGUACGUGCACGAGGCGUCCAAGGCGUCGGAAAAAAGUCCCUGGGUGGCUUAUUAAUGACACGGGCAGGCAAAACAAAAAAAAAACAAAAAAACAAAAAACCACACGCGCUGCUCAGAAUUCCGGCCCUGGUGGAGGAAAGUCCGAAGAAGAGGCAUCCGGCCGGGCAAAGAGGUCCUGGGAGAAAGGUGUCAAGAAAUCUUGGGGAGGCCCAGGCCGCUGGAGACAUCCCAGCUACCGAGGCUCCGAUUAGGAAGGGGUUCUGGGAGUGGAGGGGACAAAUUCUUCUCCUGCCGGCCCUGCUCAGAGAGGUGUGAGCGCCACUGGACCAGAGGUGGGGGCUGGGCCUCAGAUAGCCAAAGGGUCCCCACCCUACAGGCAACUGUUGGACCUGGAACAGCCAGGUCCCCCCUCUGACUCCCAGACCAAGCCUGAUGCCUCCUUCCCCUAGCGCCUGGAGUCUCUGCCCUUCUCAAGACUUUGUGUCCCAGUGCAAGUAUCAGAAGACCUUGCCUUUGGGUCUGCAGCGCUGGCAGUCUUCCCUCUGGAGGCCCAACCUUCCUUGAGCACCUGCAAAUUCAGAUGCCCCCGGCUGCUCUUUGAAGCUUUCCCUGCCGCUUACAACCCCCUGCAGAUGCCUUCAUUCACCCAAGUCACUCUAUUGUGGUCAUUUACCUCACCUGCCGGUGCAUGUGUCUAGACGAGAAGCCGCUUGAGGGCCAGACCCAGGCCCUAGUCACAUCUACAUCCCAUCCACAUCCCGAACAGACAGCAGGAACCUCGGGACAGACCCAGCAGUGCUUGUGGGAGCCGCUUGGGCCGUUUCGGCCUUCUUCUGCAGACCCCGUCUGGGAGGGGAUGGGGCGGCUGAGCCAUGUGUACCACCCUCUUCCUGCUCAGCACCUUGGCCAUGCUCUGGCGCCGCCGAUUCGCCAACCGGGUCCAACCAGAGCCCAGCGGACUCGAUGGGGCGGUCGUGGGCAGCAACGUGGACACAGACCUCCAGUCCUCAGGCAGGGAGAAAGAGCCUCUGAAGUAAGCCCUCAUCUCUUCAGGCAGAGCUCGGCCCCGGGGACUGCGGUCAGCUGGCAGAGGCAGGGUGCGGAUGUGACCACGGGGAGUACCUCGCCCAUCCCAAACGUGCAGUUGUGUGGAUGCGGGCAGGGUGGUCCUGGGCCAGGGCGCCCAAGAGGCCCUGGCCCAAGACUAGGUGGGCGUGGCUCCCGAUCUGAGGCAGGCACCAGGCACGAGAGCAGGGUCCCGGCGGUUCCCAGGGACCCUCUAUAGGACCUCACUGUUAGGAAGAAGCCCAAGGCCUUGCGACAGUGGGAAGUAAUGCUUCUUUGCGAGCCCGAAAAGAAGGAAAAUGGCCAAGGUUUACGGAAUGGCCAGGCGUGUGUCUGUGUGAGCGCAUGUGCGCGCCCACACGCGUUUAUUGCCAUAUGCAGAAGCCGGCUGAACGAUGCAUUGAAAGAAAUCAUUUAACGUGUUCCUUGGCCAUCUAUUUAACAAGCACGUACCGGGAGCCUGCAACAUACACACCUUGUGGUAGGUGCCAGUGAUGAAGGGGGACAGUGCCCGACCUGCCAGUGAGGACGACAGAAAGAUCCCGGCCGAGGGAGCCCAGUCGCGCCCGCUCAGCCACUGCCUGGUCACAUGACCUUUCCUUCUCCGGACCUCAGUCUCCCCAUUUACUAGGCAUGUGUUGCGUCGAACCCAAGUGGGCUGGUGCCAGGGUGUAAAGGACUCAUGACCACCCUCAGAGAAAGAACCGUCUGGUAAAAUGAAGGCGAUGGACCACUUGACCUCUGGGGGCCCUCCAGACUCUCCCGAUCAAAAGAGACUAUAAUGGACCGUCUUUGGAGAUGCUGGCAGUGAUCCGCCCGCUCGGCAAACGUUUAUGGAGCGCCUGUGUGCCAGGCACUGUGGAUGCAGAAAUGAAUUCCUGCCACAGACAAUCAGGAAAUUGGGCCAAGCAGAAGAAACAGACGCUUGACAACAGGCAGCACACACGCUGGUGACCCCAGGACUGUCUCAGCAUCUGCCUGUUCCCUGCCUGUGGCAGGGGGAGGGGAAACCAAGCGGACCGCAGUGGUCUUGUCCGGGUGAGGAGACGAGAUCAGAGCUCAAGAGAGCGUGGCGUUCCUAAGGAUAUGCACACGUCGGUGGGAUCCCCAGACAGACACGGGGAAGGUGAUCCGAUGGAGGAAAA